CUUAAUUAAACCUUGCCUGGCAGUUUCGUGAAAAAAAAGGUUGUCUGGGACGUGCUCUCUACGAGGGGAAAAAAAAAGGGUUGUACCUCAACAGACUGGCCUUGGCAUCCGUAUUACCCUGGCUUUCAUGGACUCGCUCAAGACUCCCGGGCUUUAGAGCAGGACUUGCGAAUGCUAUCCUAGUCCAGUAGCCUUUACCAUGUAGGACAUUGAGGGACAAGGCCUGUCAUUUUUCUCGUCUGAACUUGAGAAGUUGACUUCUGGAAGUUUCCUGCUAGCUUUCUUCCUGAUGGAUGACCUAGCGGCCAUGCCAAUGGCAGGGGAACCUUUCCUCCUGUCAGUGCAGCGCGUCGUCAAUGAUCCCGUAUAGCGGAUUCCAGCAAAACGGAAUCGAGGCUCCCUUCUUGGAAGAGACUCGGGGAUCUUCGGCCAAACUGGUCUAGUCGCCCAGUCAGGCUGGCUGCAUGUAGUACCCACCAUUGUCAAAGUAUUAAGCAUACCCACAUCCAUCACACGCAAAUGGUGCUCUGCCAGCAAGCAAUGCGUAUAUAUAUCCCGUCACUCAUCCCUCCCUUAUUGACCCGAUGUGCUUCUGGUCUUCGUCAGCUGCCUUCUCAGACACUCGCCCAUCAUCCUUCGUUGUUACACGUUUCGCCUCUUAACUGAGGUUUGAUACCACUUCAACUACCCUCAUUUGUUUACCCACACAGCUUCACCCCUUGUGUAAACCCCCAAGCGCUUAAAGAGGGUAACACACAAUGAAAGCCUCCGUUCUCUCGGCUUUCUCGGCCAUUUUGCUGGCGAAAGCCAGUAUGCAGGCCCAAACUAUAAGAAUGGAACUGCCGCCCCUAGACCCAAGCUUCCCACGGCUAGAUUUCUCCGGGCUCGAAGUGCCAUUGGAUCUGCGAGAAGGCGUGGCGCUUGAUGCUGAGGCACGCAAAGAGACACCCAAGGUAGAGCUAAAGGAUGGGUCUAUACUCACGGGCUCAGUUCUUGCCAAUGUCGAGUCUUUCAAGGGCAUCCCCUUCGCGGAACCCCCACUCGGCGACUUGCGCAUGAGGCCUCCCGUGCCAUUAAAAAAGCCCCUCGGCAAAUUCGACGCUUCAUCGCGCGUCUCGACACAAUGCCCACAGGUUGUAGCAUCACCCCAGAGUGGCGGUGUGUUGACGCAGCUCAUUGGAACACUGCUCAGCAAGGGGCUUUUACAGACAAUCAUAUUCGCAGGCGAGGACUGCUUGAACAUUAACGUGCAGAGGCCUAAAGGUGUCAAAGCUGGUGAUAAAUUGCCUGUGCUUUUCUGGAUAUAUGGCGGUGCUUUCGAGGCUGGUAGCAACGCCAUGUACUCUGGCACACCGAUCCUUGAGAGGGCCAUGAAGCAAGGCCAGCCCUUCGUUUUUGUGGCGGUCAACUACCGCACAGGAGGCUUUGGUUUUAUGCCUGGCGCGGAGAUUUUGGCUGAGGGCUCUGCAAACGCUGGUCUGCUGGACCAGCGCUUGGGCUUGGAGUGGGUUGCCGACAACAUCGAGGCGUUCGGCGGCGAUCCCGAAAAGGUCACCAUCUGGGGCGAGUCUGCUGGCGCCAUCUCGGUGUUUGACCAUAUGGCCCUGUACGAUGGUAACGCUACCUACAAGGGCAAGCCGCUCUUCCGCGGUGCCAUCAUGAACUCUGGCAGCAUCAUCCCUGCUGAUCCGGUAGAUUGCCCCAAAGGCAAGGAGGUCUACAACCAAGUGGUCAAGGCGGGUGAUUGCUCGGGCCAGGCCGACACGCUUAAAUGUCUCCGCGCCCUCCCCUACGAGAAAUUCCUCAAGGCAGUCACCGCGCCCCCGGGAUUCCUGGGCUACAACUCAGUAGCCUUGUCAUACCUCCCCAGGCCUGACGGCAAGGUUCUUACAGCCAGCCCUGACGUUCUACUCCUUGGGAAGCGAUAUUACCCCGUGCCUAUGAUCAUCGGCGACCAGGAGGAUGAGGGAACGCUUCUCUCACUCUUCCAGAGAAACAUCACUACUCCCGAGUUGUUGCUCAACUAUAUCAAGGAGCUCUACUUCCCAGCAACCAAUGUCAGCAAGAUCCAGGCUCUGUUAGACACAUACCCCAACGACCCAAGCGCGGGCUCGCCCUUUCGCACCGGUACAAAUAACCAGUUUUACCCUCAGUUCAAGCGCCUUGCAGCCAUCCUGGGCGACAUCACCUUCAAUCUGCCGCGCCGGUUGAUGCUCUUCGCCAGCUCGACUCUGAACCCGGACGUCCCCUCAUGGUCGUACCUUUCCAGCUAUGACUACGGUACCCCCAUCCUGGGAACGUUCCACGGCAGUGAUCUCUUGCAAAUCUUCUACGGAAUUUUGCCCAAUUACGCGAGCAGAACCACCGUCUCCUAUUACACGAACUUCAUUUACAACCUUGACCCCAACGUCGGCAUCAAGGACGUAAUGUACUGGCCCCAGUGGAGUAAGGACCAGGAUCUGAUGAACUUUUUUGCCAACAAUGCCAAGUUGAUUCCGGACAACUUUAGAAACGAGAGCUACAACUACCUGCUGGCCAAUUUCCUCAGCUUUUACAUUUAGGCAGAAAAGAAAAACUGGGGGCAGGGAAGUUGUUAUUGCAUCUUGGAUAUUGCCUGCGGGGUGGAGUUUUUUGCUCAAAAGACUAUUUUUUUUCCCUCCCUUUUCAUACUGUGGCAUCUCAUUGAUACCCAGUCAAUUUUGUGGUCAGCCUCACCAGGAAGUGACGGCUCUAAUUACAUUGCCUUUUUUUUUCUUUUUCUUUUUUUUUUCCACUGUAUAUACUGGGCGGGCACAUAGUUCAUGGUUGCAUUUAGGCAUUGUGAGGA
Pyricularia grisea is the source of this 2827-nucleotide messenger RNA. RefSeq lists its product as uncharacterized. The transcript is spliced from 2 exons. The record is from RefSeq and is a predicted model, not a curated record. The coding region runs from base 759 to 2561 and encodes 600 amino acids. NCBI's taxonomy places the organism in Eukaryota, Fungi, Ascomycota, Sordariomycetes, Magnaporthales, Pyriculariaceae.